Helobdella robusta is the source of this 633-nucleotide messenger RNA. RefSeq lists its product as hypothetical. Lineage: Eukaryota; Metazoa; Annelida; Clitellata; Rhynchobdellida; Glossiphoniidae. The transcript has 3 exons. The record is from RefSeq and is a predicted model, not a curated record. Gene Ontology annotation, biological process: DNA replication, removal of RNA primer. Gene Ontology annotation, molecular function: RNA-DNA hybrid ribonuclease activity; nucleic acid binding. The coding region runs from base 1 to 633 and encodes 210 amino acids.
AUGACUUUUCUAGAACAACAGCCUAAAUGUCAAAAUAUAAAUCCAAUAAUAGCGCAUUGUAGCCUUUCCACAUUUUGUCUAAUGGUUAUGACUCCAGUCUUUCACGUUGGCGGCCCAAGUUCAAUUUCUGAUGUAGAACUAAUUUUGGCGACAUAUCGCUUAAAACGAUUUUUUGAAGCGGAGGGACUCAACAGUGAGACGACUCAAUCCGGUCGCAAUAAACAUCUCGCUCGUUUGGUGUUUCUUUCAAUGUUACUGACACGUAACGUUGUCAAAAAUUCAUUAUCAACAGUUACGGCGCUUAAACAAUAUAGACCUCAACACAACCUUAUAAUUCAAACGCAAAACAGGAUACAUAAUAACUUUAAUGAUAACAAUGGUAAGAAAAUAACUCUGAUAUGGAUACCCAGUCACAUAGGAAUUCAGGGUAAUGAGGUAGUCGAUCAACUGGCAUCACAAGCUUACAAUAUUCCAAUAUCAAAUCUUCCCAUCCCACACAAUGAUUUAAGAUUUUGGACAAAAAAGAAAUUGAAGAGAUGCGGUGAGACAACUAAAGAUGCGUCGUCAGAAUUUGCCUUUCAACAUUUUAUAAAAAUACGUAACCUAUAUGCAACGUGCUGUAACAUAAUGUAA